Messenger RNA from Alnus glutinosa, 855 nucleotides. RefSeq names its product putative pentatricopeptide repeat-containing protein At3g23330. The transcript is spliced from 2 exons. The coding region runs from base 1 to 855 and encodes 284 amino acids. The record is from RefSeq and is a predicted model, not a curated record. Lineage: Eukaryota; Viridiplantae; Streptophyta; Magnoliopsida; Fagales; Betulaceae. Gene Ontology annotation, biological process: RNA modification. Gene Ontology annotation, molecular function: RNA binding; protein binding.
AUGACUUCAACACAAACCCUGCUCAGAACCGUCCUCAGAAAUCCCACCACCAUCAAAACCAAGUCCCAGGCCAAACAGCUCCAUGCCCACAUCCUCAAAACCGAAGGUCCAUGUUCCACCAACUUGUCCACCACCCUCCUCUCCAUCUACAAAAACCUCAACCUCUUGCAUGACUCACUCCUACUCUUCAACACCCUCCACUUCCCCUCCACUCUUGCUUGGAAAUCCCUCAUCAAAUGCUACACUUUCCAUGGCCUUUCCCACCAAUCCUUGGCAUUCUUUGUCAAAAUGCGAGCUAUGGGUAAGCACCCAGACUGCUAUGUGUUCCCUUCUGUGCUGAAAUCUUGCACAUUGCUGAUGGACUUGAGGUUCGGUGAGUCGCUACAUGGCUGCAUUAUAAGGCUUGGUAUGGAUUUCGACUUGUAUACUAGCAAUGCGCUUAUGAAUAUGUACUCGAGAUUUCAGAGCUUGGGUGAGAGUGGCAGGCAGAGGUCUAGCGCUCCCGAAAUGCUUGAUGGAAUGCCUGAGAGAAGAAUUGUGUCUGUGGAGUUAGAAGGUGAGGGAGGGAUGCUGUGCUUUGAUGGAAAAGCAAAGAGACAAAUAGGUAGUGGUGAGACUAAGAAUCAUAAUAAUAAUUGUAACUCAAAUGAAUUGGUGAACAAGUAUGAAGAACGGGUCACGGGUAUUGAUCAUAAACUUAACUUGAAUCAUAGUGAUAAGUCUCCUCAAAUUAGUGGAAAUAGGGAGAUUAGUGGGUAUUUCUAUGGGAAAAUGAAUGAUGUUUCUGUGGGAAAGAUAGCUGUAAGGGCUUUACUAAUGGAUAGUGUGAGAAAGAUCUUUAAUAUGAUGCCAUGA